Molecule: messenger RNA, 1349 nt
Organism: Erpetoichthys calabaricus (reedfish)
Lineage: Eukaryota; Metazoa; Chordata; Cladistia; Polypteriformes; Polypteridae
Gene: cav4b
Product: caveolin 4b
Exons: 3
Coding region: 445-924 (159 amino acids)
Biological process (GO): caveola assembly
Cellular component (GO): caveola
Molecular function (GO): molecular adaptor activity
Source: RefSeq, a predicted model, not a curated record
CCCGUGGCCCGGAUUUUCAUCCUGCAUAGACCAAUGCAAGUGGAGAGUGGAACAUUGUGGUAGGGCUUUCUACACUGGAAGGGCACAGGGGGGAGUCUUGCUUCCCCCAGGUCAGUGGUUUGACUGCUACAUCUGGACAUACUUCAGUUUAACAACCAGAGCCAGUCCAACGGAAGGCAUUUCUAGAGAGCAAGGGACCUGCAUUUGGCAGUGGCCAGGCAAUACAGCAAGGUUUGAUUUAGCACAUUAUGCUGAGGGAGGGUCUGAUGAGGCAAGAGGGCAAAAAGAUUGACUAACAGGAAAAGCCUAUCGGAUUUCCAACCUGGAAGAUCACUGAAUCUCUUCAGUCAAAUUUCUCAUUAUUUUGCUUCUUUGUUGCUUAGGGUGGGGGUGUUCGGUGCAGGUGUUCAUUAGUCUGCUUAUCUGCUGCCCCCUACCUACAUUAUGCUGCACGACGACCUCUUAGUGGAGUGCAAGAUUGAUGAGGGAGAAAUCCCAAGAACUGCUGCUCCAGCACCCCUUCCUGCAGAGCCACCUCCCAAAAUUGAUGUGCGGGAUCCUCAUGGAAUAAAUCAGCACCUGAAGGUUGAUUUUAAUGACGUCCUAGCUGAGCCUUCCUCCUUUCACAGUUUCGAUAAGGUCUGGACCUGGAGUGACAUCCUAUUUGAAGCCUCUAAGCUUUGGUGUUACCGUAUCAUUUCUCUGCUCUGUGCUGUCCCCGUAUCCAUAAUAACUGGUUUCCUGUUUGCUAUUCUGGGCUGUCUACACAUCUGGUGUGUUAUCCCUUGUGUCAAGUUGUGUACCAUUAGUAUGCCUCCAAUCCGCACACUCUGGAACAGCAUUCUGGAAAUCAUUGUAGUACCAGUAUGUGUCAGCAUUGGCCGCUGCUGCAGCAGUAUCUACAUGACUGUGUCUAAACAAUGAAAGUCCCAGACAUACUCAAGGCACUACCAGUCCUGUAGUUUUGAUCAAAGAAAUGGAAAUCCAACAACACCAAGUCAUGGAAAGAAAAUAUAUUUCAUUAUAUUGUAUGACCAGCUGAACUUUUAGUCUAAAGGAAAAGUAUGGCAACCCAGUUCAUACCACCUUGUGAUUAAGUGACCCUUUACUUUGAGAUCCAAGAUGUGUAUCAUGUGAGUUUUUAUACACACAGAGGUUUGUAUUAUGUGUUUUUAAGAUUAAUAAGUUACUGUAAACUGUCCCAGUGUGACUGCACCUGGCAAUGGACCAGCUUCAAAUCCAAGCCUGCUUCCAGCUUUGAGUUCCUACAACAGCAUGAUGAGCAAAUUGAUAAAGAAAACGAACAGAUGGACAAAAUGAGCUAUAUACACAUUUACAAGGCUGAAAAA